AUGGAAGGGCCAAAACCCCUGGGGCCCUGUGGUCACCCCCACCCUCAGUGUCCCCCAGCCCCAGCCUCAAGCAGACAAGGGUGCUUGGAUCAGCCCUGCCAGGGAUUCGUAAGGUGGCCUUGUCUAGUCCCCCUCCCAUCUGCUCACUCACUAGAGUCUGCAAGGCCUUUCCCAGCUCCAGGGACAGGGGGUGGGGCACCUGGGGUGGAAGGUGAGUCACCUGGGAUCUUUCUGUCAAGUGAAGAAGGAGCGAUGCAGCGGCAGAGAGCUCGAGAACCAGCAGGGUCCAGACAAGGAGAUAUGGACACAGGACUGGGGUGGGGCUGGCCCCUGCACCCAGGGCGAGAACAAGUGCCACCCAAGCAGGCAGGGCCCCCCAACUCAGGGCCCAGGGCCUGCCCAUGUCCAACCCUGCCACCAGGAGGGUCCCCAGCUUCACCCAGGACAACUCCCUCACAGCUCCAGGGCCAGUCCCUGGGGUCUGCAGAGCAGUCCUUUCUGCAACUGGAGCAGGAGAACCACAGCCUGAAAAGGCAGAACCAGGACCUUCGGGAGCAGCUGGGGGCCCUCCUGGGGCCAGGACAGCAGUUCCUGCCCCUGUGUGCGGAACACUCAAGCUGCACAGCACUUGCCUGGUCCCCUGAGGCAGGCAGCACCCAGCCCCUGGAGAACAGGACACCUGUGCAGCUGGUGCGGAGGGAGCUGUGCCAAGGGGAAGAGGCCUUUGUGCAGCAGUCCCAGAAUGAGCUGCAACAGAUCCGACUGUCCUUCGAGAGGAAGAAGAUGGCCAUCACGGAGGUGUGGGAUGGUGUGGCAGAGGUCCACAUGGCUCUGAACAACCAGGCUACUGGGCUCCUGAAUCUCAAGAAGGACAUCCGGGGCGUGCUAGAUCAGAUGGAGGACAUUCAGCUGGAGAUUCUGGGGGAGAGGGCACAGUGCCGCACCCAGGCCAGGAAGGAGCAGCAGAUGGCAAGCAUGGUGAAAGGCAGGCCACAACGGGGAUGUUCCGAGGGCCUCAAGGGACAGCUCUGGCUGCUGGCUCUGAGGCUGCUGCUGGGUGCCCUGCUGGCCUGCACAGUGGCCUACGUGUAUGUAGUGGAUCCUGCACCCUUCGAGGGGCUGGUGCCGCCCCUGCUGAGUCGAGCUGCAGUCUGGAAACUUCGGGCACUUCUGGGCCCUUUCCUACGCCUCGAGGUGGACGACUUCCUGCCUUUCUAG
Molecule: messenger RNA, 1218 nt
Organism: Jaculus jaculus (lesser Egyptian jerboa)
Lineage: Eukaryota; Metazoa; Chordata; Mammalia; Rodentia; Dipodidae
Gene: Ccdc188
Product: coiled-coil domain containing 188
Exons: 9
Coding region: 1-1218 (405 amino acids)
Source: RefSeq, a predicted model, not a curated record